Messenger RNA from Botrytis deweyae, 1560 nucleotides. RefSeq lists its product as uncharacterized. Lineage: Eukaryota; Fungi; Ascomycota; Leotiomycetes; Helotiales; Sclerotiniaceae. The record is from RefSeq and is a predicted model, not a curated record. Bases 1 to 1560 code for a protein of 519 amino acids. Gene Ontology annotation, biological process: protein phosphorylation. The transcript is spliced from 3 exons. Gene Ontology annotation, molecular function: protein kinase activity; ATP binding.
AUGAGUAGACAAUACGAAGAUCACACCACCGAUUCGAAGACCUCGAGCAAUCUCUCCCUCAACCCAUUACCCAACAUGUCUUCUCCAGCUCCAUUGUUACGCCCUCCGAUUCCAGGUAGUCGACAAAAUGGCGGCGCAAGGACACCUAGGUUGGGCCUGGCCAUACCACCUUCUCCUAAUGCUAAGCCCGUCAAUGCUCCUGCAACAAAAGGUCUCACACUUCAAAUGCCUGGCUCGAUGCCUGCGCGACCGGCAUUACCUCGAUUACAACUAGCCACUCCUAUGGGAAGUAAUGCUACGCCAUAUGAACAAUCUGGAAGGGGUGCAGUUGCACCAGGACAAUCUGCAAGUGGGGGAAGCGAAAGUAGUGCAGCACAUUCAAGAUCAGGUAGCUUUGGGCCGAUGGAUGGGAAGGGGAGUGGUCCAACAUCUGCAGGUUCCCAAUAUUCUGCAUUCUCAUUAGCAUCGCAAUAUGGUUUGAGCAAGCCGCAAGGUACACCCGAUCCGUCAUCAGCUGUAGGCUCAUUAUAUUCGGAGAGGAGCGAGGGAGGUGUGGGCAUGGAGCGGGAUGGCAGCAUGAACGGACUUGAAGCAUUCGACAAACUUAGCUUAGAAAAAGGGAGAACAUUAGAUGUCGAAGAUUUAGAUGACGAUGGAUGGCGGAUAGCGAGUAUGGAGAAGAGGAUUGAGGAACUCGGAAGCUUGGGAGAGGGAGCAGGAGGUGCAGUAACUCGAUGUAUGCUGAAGGGUGGAAAGACCGUCUUCGCGUUAAAGAUCAUCACCACAAAUCCCGAUCCUGAUGUCAAGAAACAGAUUGUCCGUGAAUUAGGUUUCAACAAGGGUUGUGCUAACGAACACAUCUGUCGCUACUACGGAGCUUUCGUAGAACCAUCGACGGCUACCAUUUCCAUUGCUAUGGAAUUUUGCGAAGGUGGUUCUCUCGACUCAAUCUAUCGUGAAGUAAAGAAACUUGGUGGUCGCACUGGUGAGAAGGUCCUCGGAAAGGUUGCCGAAGGUGUCCUAAACGGUUUGACCUACCUCCAUGGGAAGAAGAUCAUUCACCGAGAUAUCAAACCUUCCAACAUUCUCCUGUGUCGCGAUGGUCAAGUAAAACUAUGUGAUUUUGGUGUAAGUGGUGAGUUCGGUACAAAGGGUGAUGCAAAUACCUUCAUUGGAACAUCAUACUACAUGGCGCCUGAACGUAUUACGGGUCAAUCAUACACCAUCACUUCCGAUGUCUGGUCAACUGGUGUAACACUUUUGGAAGUAGCCCAACAUCGCUUCCCAUUCCCAGCAGAUGGAUCGGAAAUGCAACCUCGUGCUGGUUUGAUCGACCUUCUAACAUACAUCGUUCGACAACCUAUUCCAAAAUUGAAGGAUGAGCCCGAUGCCGGCAUCAAAUGGAGUGACAGCUUCAAAUACUUUAUCGAGUGUUGUCUCGAGAAAGACCCUACUCGUCGUGCCUCACCUUGGCGAAUGUUAGAACAUCCAUGGAUGGUCGAGAUGCGAGGCAAACGUGUGAACAUGGCACACUUCCUAGCCACCGUAUGGGGCUGGUGA